GUCGUCAUUGGUGGCCGCAACAAAUACAUGAUCAAUGGCACAACAGUUCAAAACAGUCGAGUCCAGGAUUUCUUCCGUUCUGUUCAACUAAAUGUUAAUAAUCCUCACUUCCUUAUCAUGCAAGGUCGUAUCACAAAGGUUUUGAACAUGAAACCACCUGAGAUUUUGGCAAUGAUUGAAGAAGCAGCUGGUACAAGGAUGUACGAGUCAAAGAAGCAGCAGGCUCAGAAGACCAUUGAAAAGAAGGAUGCUAAACUUAAGGAAAUAAAUGAUAUCUUGGAAGAAGAAAUCACGCCAACACUGAGUAAACUGAAAGAGGAGCGAACGAUGUACCUUGAGUUCCAGAAAGUUCAGCGAGAGUUGGAACAUUUGACUAAGCUCUAUAUAGCUUAUAAAUUUGUUACUGCUCAGGAAACUAGUGAGAAAGCGCGUGAGGAGCAUCAAAAUGUAAAAAAUCAGAUAAAUGAUCUUCAGGAAAAAAUUAGUAAUGGUGCUCGUGAAGUGAAAGAACUUGAGAAUCACAUCAUCCAGCUACAGCAGAUUCGUGAUAAUGAAACUGGUGGGCGUCUGCAAGAAUUAGAGAAGAUUCUUAAAGAAACUGAAAAAGGUGAGGUGAAGAUGUCAGUUGCUCUGAAGAAUCUCAAGGAGACACUGAAAGCUGAAGAGAAAAAGAAGAAACAGUUGGAAAAAUCUGUGGCAGAUGAUAGCAAAACACUGGAAAACAAAAAGAAGGAGGCCAGUAAGAUGCAGAGUAUGUUCGACACAAUGCGUGCACAGGAUCAAGCAGACAAUGAUGCUUUGGUUGCAGCAGAGAAAAGAUUGCAAGCUAUUAGCUCGGGCAUGUACUCGUCAGGAGAUGGAGAAGAUGCAACUCUCCAAGAACAACUUAUAAACACUAAGGCUAGUAUCACAAAGGCCAAAACGGAUACUAAGACAGCCGAGAUGAAGCUGAAACACAGCAAAGAGAUGCUGAAGAAGAAGGAGCAGGAAAUGAAGCGUACAGCCUCAGAGUACACCAGAGAUAAAGCCCUUCUUGAUAGGAUGGAAAAGGAAGUUCAUAAUUUAGAGAUUCAAAUGGGAAAAUUAGGCUAUGAUGACAAGAGGGUUGAAGAAUUGGAGGACAUGAGACGAACUCUCAACAACGAGGUGCUGACAUUGCAGGAUCAGGUGGAACGUCUUGAAAGCAGGUAUCCACAGCUGUGCUUCAACUAUAAGGAUCCUGAGAAGAACUUUGAUCGAUCCACUGUGAAAGGUUUGGUGUGCAAGUUGAUCAAGUUGAAGGAUCCUGCAACUGCGACAGCAUUGGAAGUCACAGCGGGAGGAAAGCUAUACAACGUGAUUGUGGAUUCGGAAGUAACAGGCAAGAAGCUUCUCACGAGGGGUCAACUUCAAACCCGUGUUACUAUUAUUCCUUUAAACAAGGUGUCAGCGAGGUCCAUUGACAAUAAUACUGUCAAUUAUGCUGAACAGUUGGUUGGCCCAGACAACAUUAAGACUGCCCUUUCUUUGGUAUUCUAUGAUAGAGAACUGCAAAAAGCCAUGGAGUUUGUGUUUGGAACAAGUUUUGUCUGCCCUGAUAUGAAUGUUGCGAAGAGGGUCACUUUCGAUCAGAAUAUAAUGAGGAAAACUGUCACACUAGAUGGCGAUGUGUGUGACCCAGCUGGUACCCUUACUGGAGGUGCAAGACGACAAGGUAGCAGUAUACUGGCGCAGCUAGAUGCAGCCUGGGAAUUCCAAGAAAAGUUGAACCAGAAGUCGCAAGAGCUGCAGAAUGUAGAGCAGGAACUCAGAAAGCUUCAGACAAAUGCAGAAAAAUAUAAUUCAGUAAAGCAGCAGCAUUCUAUGAAAUCUCACGAGCUGAACAUGUGCCGCCAGCGACUCCAGCAGAGUCAGCAUUAUCAGCAGCAAGAGGAAGUCACUGCUCUUGAGAACACCAUGAAGGAGUGCAUUGAAACCUUGGAGCGAUGUAAGAAAGUUGAUGUUGAAGGGGCUGAGAAGGUAAAGGAAAUUGAGGACAAGAUAAAGAAUUCUAAGGCUCUUAAGGAGAAGGAAUUGAAGGCAGCCAAAACAGAGUUAGAAAAAUGCCAGAAGAAGGCUGAGGAAACAAGGAGUAAAUGGAACACCAAGAAACAGGAAGAAGAAAGUGUCAAAUUAGAAAUAUGUGAGUUGGAGCAGAGCAUUGAAACUACCAAAACACAGAUUUUGACAUCAGCAGAGGUCAUCAAACAGUAUGAAACACAAUUGGCAACACUAGAGGAAGAUGUAAAUGUUGAAAAGAAAAAGGUAGCAGAAGCCCAGGCUAAUGUUAAAAGCCAAAAGGAGCUGCUGAGUGGGCAAAACAAAGAGAUAAAUGCAAUGGCCGCAAAGAAAGAACAGAUCAUUAAGAGCAGUGAUGAAGCUCAGCUGGAGAUCAAGCAGUUGGAUCAUAAAUUGUCAAAGUUCAAGUCCGAGGCCAAGGAAGCAGAAAACCGGGUUGCAAACAUGCUUGCGGAGCAUGAAUGGAUUUCUGAUGAUCGUAAAUUCUUUGGUCAGCCAAAUACUAGCUAUGAUUUUGCAGCCAAUGACCCUGUUGAAGCUGGUCGAAAAAUUACUAAGUUAGAAGAAACAAAGGCAAAGCUUUCAAAGAAUGUCAAUUUUAGAGCUAUGAACAUGUUGGGAAAAGCCGAAGAACAGUAUAAUGACCUGAUGCGUAAGAAACGCAUUGUUGAGAAUGAUAAAGCUAAAAUUGAAAAGGUCAUUCGGGAAUUAGAUGAGAAAAAGAAGGAAGCCCUGCGUCAGGCGUGGGAGCAAGUGAAUCGUGACUUUGGUUCAAUCUUCAGCAUGCUUUUACCAGGUACACAGGCUAAGCUUCAGCCACCUGAGGGUCAAGAUGUUCUUGAUGGAUUGGAGGUCAAAGUUGCAUUCGGUGAUGUGUGGAAAGAGAGCUUGACAGAGUUGAGUGGUGGACAGCGUUCUCUUGUAGCCCUCUCUUUAAUUUUGGCUUUGCUGCUAUUCAAACCAGCUCCUAUUUAUAUCCUUGAUGAAGUAGAUGCAGCUUUGGAUCUUUCUCAUACCCAGAACAUAGGAAAUAUGCUCCGCACACAUUUCAAACAUUCACAGUUUAUUGUUGUAUCUCUGAAGGAUGGCAUGUUCAAUAAUGCCAACGUCCUCUUCAAGACCAAGUUUGUUGAUGGUAUGUCGACUGUCACACGGCAUACUCAGGUGGUUUCUGGAAUGUCAAAGAAGCGAUGAAUAGGUUGACGUAGUUCAAAUGUUAAAACAGUCUUCUUUUCCUGUCCCUAAAACAUUUCAGUUUAGUGUAGAAAUAAAUUUUUAUACUUG
Messenger RNA from Macrobrachium nipponense, 3321 nucleotides. RefSeq names its product structural maintenance of chromosomes protein 2-like (gene SMC2). Gene Ontology annotation, cellular component: chromosome. NCBI's taxonomy places the organism in Eukaryota, Metazoa, Arthropoda, Malacostraca, Decapoda, Palaemonidae. Gene Ontology annotation, molecular function: ATP hydrolysis activity; protein binding; ATP binding. Gene Ontology annotation, biological process: chromosome organization. The record is from RefSeq and is a predicted model, not a curated record.